Molecule: messenger RNA, 2408 nt
Organism: Calidris pugnax (ruff)
Lineage: Eukaryota; Metazoa; Chordata; Aves; Charadriiformes; Scolopacidae
Gene: GNG5
Product: guanine nucleotide binding protein (G protein), gamma 5
Exons: 3
Coding region: 1-162 (53 amino acids)
Biological process (GO): G protein-coupled receptor signaling pathway
Cellular component (GO): heterotrimeric G-protein complex
Molecular function (GO): G-protein beta-subunit binding
Source: RefSeq, a predicted model, not a curated record
AUGUUGAUCCCUGUACUUGAUGACAACGAAUGCCAGGUUUCUCAGGCUGCAGCAGACUUGAAGCAGUUCUGCCUGCAGAAUGCACAACAUGAUCCUCUACUGACAGGAGUAUCAUCCAGUACAAAUCCCUUCAGACCCCAGAAAGUUUGUUCAUUUUUGUAAUUACAUGAACUACUUUGGUAUCUUUCACUGGUAAGUUCUUGAAUUACGAUUCAUAAGCUCUUCUGUCAUGAAAAACUGGCUUUAAAUGAGACUGCUUGCAUUAAAGUAUUCAGAAGAGACAUCCAGCUUCUGCAGCUGGUGUAAAUCCCUGUUUUGGGCUCCUUCUCCCCAAUUCUGGUGGUAGCUCUGUACAGGACAUGCUGUUCUUGACUAUUGUAAGUGGCAUUUAGCUGUUGCAGUGCUUCCACCAGUUUCUGUUGCUGCAGCCAAGCGGUUGCGGGGCCAGCUGCUGCUCAGCUGCCAUUUGGACUGGCCUGGCUAUACAGUAAUUCUGCUCUAUCUCCCUUCCACAUAAGGGUAUUAUUUCCAUUUUCUUACACAGGAUUACUUGCCUGAGAGUACAUGGUGAAUCCUGAUAAUGGCAGAUAAAGCAGGCUUUAGUUCUUAAACUUUCAAACAGCACUUCCAAAGACGGGUUAACGGUGGUCUCAAAGAGGGGCGCUGUCCCCUGCAGGAUGCACCCUCUAAUCCAAAAGAAAAAAGUAUGUCACCCAAGAAUUGUAUCAUGCCACUCAAGUAAGCUACUACAUGGGUAGCAAUUUAAAUAACUAGAAAGAGUUGAAUACUCGUUUGCAUUUUCAUUCCUAAAUUGCUUUAGGUUCAUUAGCACUACUCCUGCCACUGUGAAGACUACUAACCUGGCAUGCCUUGAAAAUUCUGGUGAUUAGAUUUUAGACUAACCUAUUUAGAAAGAUGAGUUUUAGAUCCAUAGUAGUCUUAGGAAGAGUCUGAGUCACCAUAAUUUGAUAUCUUGCCCGAAGCAAAUGCAAAAUUUUACUGUGUCCUACUUCCCCAUCACCUCUUGACUUGGAUCUGUUGGGGUGAGAGCACAUAUGUUAUUUCAGAUCACCUGAUAAUGCAGUUACGCAUCGUUCACAAUCCUUAGAAAUCACACACUGAGUCUUAACCUUGAAGAAGUCUGUUUUUCUGACUUCUAUCAUCCGAAGAAUUGCUGUUUCCUAGAUUUAAAUUGUGUUAUUUAGGCAGCUUUAUAGAAAGUUGACUGCAGUAGGAUUGAGUUGUUAAAAUCAUUCUUUAAAAUUGUUCUCCCCUCAAGCAGACUUUAGAAAGUCUCCAAAAAGUUUGUCUAAACAAGGUGGUUCACACUAGUAACAGUGUAGAGGCUGAUGCUUAACUAUUUGACAAACAAAACGAAAACCACUUCCCCCACUGUUUUGAGCAAUAAAUUACAUCAGUGUAACUGAAAUGUGCUUAAAAGUUCUCAUAGCUUUCAAAGUUAUUUCUAUUGUGAGUUUUAUCAGCUAUUGUUAUUUAAAAGAGACUAUUCUUGGACAUCGACAUGUGUCCAUGCACUAUAGCUUCAGCUUUAGGUAGUAAUUCAAGAAAGAAAUCAGAUCCUCUGUAAGCGUUAGAUUAAUAACCUAUAAAAAGCCAAAUAAACUGUACUUUAACCAGUGACACAUACAGUUCCCCACUGAGCUUUGCCAAGGUCUGCUAAUUCCUGGGUGUGGACGUCAGGAAAUAACGUUUCCCCUGUCUCACACAUACAUGUGCGAGCACAGCGCAUAAAAAGCUUAGUAUUUUCUUUCUUAAUUACAGCCCUUAUCUUGCCUUUCUGAUUUUGGAAUAGAGCACUUGUUUCUUCUGGUGUUACAGGCAAACGUCAUUACAGCAGUGGUUUUAGUUACAGUACCUAUAUGGAAAAUUUAUUUCUUUCACUAUCUCUUGUAAGCACUUCCUCAAACUAGGCAAUUUCUUAGUUGUAAUCUUGGUGUUUACAUGCUGAGCCAGUACAGUUCCUGUUUACCCAGUCAGCACCACCUCCCUGGCAUGAAGGGGAAACGGAAUUCAUCAGUUACAGAUUCUCCCUGAGCUUCAAAGGCAAAGAAGAUGCCUGGUGGUUCCGUAGGCACCAGGUGAUUGGGAACAACUGUUUCUGGCCUUCCACUUAGCAGUUUGGUUUCCACUUAGCAGUUUGGUUUCCAGGAGACACGAAGCUUCAGUUCAUUUCUAACAGCUUUGAUUGUCUUCUUGUACCCUUGGAGAUCGCUUCAUGGUUUUAAAAGUUUAUAAAAUAAACUAAGAGUUUCAUAAGACAGCUAUGGAAAAAGAGGAUUUUUUUUUCUAAAUAGCUGUCCAUGGCAUACUCUGAAGGUACAUGUUCUUAGACACUGAGUUGCUUUAUUUAGCAUUGAUACUUUUCUAACUAUUUUUUGUUGUUGUUG